AUGAGCUGUAACGAAACGAUGAAGCAGUAUGGGAGGAUUUUACUCUCACAACUGAUAAAAUUAAUUCAAGUUGAAAAUGAAGAAAAUGCGCUGCUGGCGAUCAAAAUUAUUGGUGAGCAUCAACGUGCCUUCAAAAUUCCUUACUCGCAAGAGUCACUUCAAAAUUGCUUCACAUCAUCGGUCGUCUAUCUUCCGGAAAGUAGUUCCGGUGAUGGUGCACAGCGUGACGCUUACUCGCUGAUACCACGUGGAUCGCAGAGUGUAAAGGUUUUAUCCGAAGUGCCAAUGUUUCUUAUCAUUCUGUUCCAGAUUCAUCGAAAUAACUUGCAAAGUGAGAAUUUUAACAUAGCUCUUUUUAUCUGUUGA
Messenger RNA from Gongylonema pulchrum, 366 nucleotides. Lineage: Eukaryota; Metazoa; Nematoda; Chromadorea; Rhabditida; Gongylonematidae. The record is from the annotation of a GenBank genome assembly.